UGAUGUGCUACCAGAGAUAUAGACCUUCAAUCGAGUUCGUUUCUGCAUCUUUACCUGUGCGAGUCUCCGUGAAGCACAUCUCUCCCGUUAGAUGAUCUGAUCUGAAUCUUUUACCUGUUGACACUCGGCCUCAGUCUCCUGUCUGGAUGAGCUGCCCUCUCUGAGUCGCCUGCCAGGCUUCAGGAGAGUUAUCUGAACCAGUUGUUUUGAAUUUUGUUUGGUUUUUUGUUGUUUUUCUAAAAACAUCAUGGGUGGCGCGAUGGACGUGUUGAAAUGGUUGUGGUACCACAGAAACUACAUCAUCAUCGUCGUCGUUCCGAUUGCCCUCCUUCCCCUGCCGCUAUACUUCGGCUCACCGGAAGCGAAAUGUGGUUAUGCCAUCUGCCUCAUGGCUCUGUUCUGGUGCACGGAGUGCCUGCCUCUGGCUGUGACCGCGCUGCUGCCAAUCGUCCUCUUCCCCAUGAUGGGCAUCAUGAAAGCUGCAGAUGUGAGUAUAGAGUAUCUGAAAGACUCCAACAUGCUGUUCAUUGGGGGACUCUUGGUGGCCAUCGCAGUGGAAUUUUGGAACCUCCAUAAACGCAUCGCUCUCCUAGUCCUGCUGCUCGUUGGUGUUCGUCCAUCCCUGUUAAUGAUGGGCUUCAUGAUGGUCUCCGCCCUCCUGUCCAUGUGGAUCAGCAACACUGCCACCACUGCCAUGAUGCUGCCCAUCGCCCAGGCUGUGCUGGAGCAGCUGAAGGAAACAGAACUGCAGGCAGAAGUACGGGACUUACAGGCUUCAGCCGAGGACAAUCAGGGCUUUGAGCUUGAGGUUACACAAACCCAAGAGGAACCGGCCGAGGAAAAGAAGCAGGACAUGAAGGAUCAGCUGGAAGAUGGUGAGCAUCAUUAUGAGAGUAUAGAGAACCUGCGGGAGCUCAAGAGCAAAGAACUGGAUGCAAAGUACCAGCAUCUGAUCAAAGGGAUGAGUCUGAGUGUGUGCUACUCAGCCAGUAUCGGUGGCACGGCAACGCUCACCGGCACCACCCCCAACCUCAUCCUCAAGGGUCAGGUCGACAAGAUCUUCCCUGGAAACGGUGACGUGAUCAACUUUGCCAGUUGGUUCGGCUUUGCUUUUCCAAACAUGUUGCUCAUGCUGGUGAUCUCAUGGUUCUGGCUUCAGAUAUUGUACCUGGGCUUCAACUUGAAGAAGUCAUUUGGCUGUGGAGGGAGAAGCGACCGAGACAGGGAGGCGUAUGCUGUGAUGAGAGCGGAGUACAGGAAGCUGGGCAGUAUGAGUUUUGCUGAGGCAGCAGUGCUCAUCAUCUUCAUCCUGCUGGUGCUCCUGUGGUUCACCAGAGAGCCGGGGUUCAUACCCGGCUGGGCUACAGUGCUCUUCAACCAGAACGGCCCCUUUGUUUCAGAUGGAACUGUCGCCAUCUUUAUGUCGAUGCUCUUCUUCGUCGUCCCCUCUCGGCUGCCUUCGUGUGGCAGCUAUGGAUACACUGAUGAAGGUAAACGGGUGAAUGCUCCCCCGACUCUGCUGAACUGGGAGGUGGUCCACGAACGAAUGCCGUGGAACAUUGUCUUGCUGCUGGGAGGAGGUUUUGCCCUGGCUUCCGCCAGUGAGGUAUCAGGUUUGUCCAGGUGGUUGGGCGGUCAAUUGACACCUUUGGCGGAGGUCCCCCCCUAUGCCAUCUCAAUAAUACUGUCCCUGCUGGUGGCGACGUUCACCGAGUGCUCCAGCAACACGGCCACCACCACGCUCUUCCUGCCCAUCCUGGCUUCAAUGGCCGUAUCUAUAAGGAUACACCCUCUAUACGUGAUGCUGCCCUGCACCAUCGCCGCCUCGCUGGCCUUCAUGCUGCCGGUGGCCACCCCACCAAACGCCAUCGCCUUCUCUUUUGGAAACCUCAAAGUCAUAGAGAUGGUGAAAGCUGGCUUCAUGCUGAACAUCAUCGGGAUCCUCUGCAUUAACUUGGGCGUCAACACCUGGGGGUACGCCAUGUUUGACAUGGGCAAUUUCCCCGUAUGGGCCGAGCCCAGACCCUGAGCAAACGUGAAAUAAAAAGCAGGAAUUAAAUAUUUAUGACUUGUUAGAAAGUUAUAUUACAUAUAUUGUACUGCGUGGGGACUACGUGGUGAGGUUUGAUGUGAGCUGGUUGAACACCACUCCAAUGUUGCUCAUUUGUGAGUAGAGCGCCGAAAAAAACAAGACAUCGAAGUGAAAUGGAUAAAUAAAUAAUUUCCAGCUUUAGCAGAUAACAGUUUAUACUUAAAACAAUAUACACAUAAAAAUAUGUCAAACAUUAAUCUGAUCCAAGAUAAAACCCAUUUUAAAGCUCAUGCUAUGUACUGAUUAUAACAAACAACAUUUAAAAUAUAAGCAAACCUAAACUAAUAUUGAACCCUGGUUUAUAGUGAAAUUGGGAUUUUAUAACCAUGGAAGACAAGACAAGACGAGACACUGAGAUAAACCUUAAAGCUGUUAUCAUUAAAGCGAGUGUCCCAGCCGAGCGGCAGAACAUAAGAGAGAUUAUGAAGGUCAUUUCCUCAAAUGUAUUUUCUUGAAUAUAUCGUCAUCUUAUCAGUCUUUUAUCAUUAAUAGUUGACGCCCAUGUAUUUUGAUGAUUGCAGUGAUUUUUCUGAGUAAAGCUGUGUUCAUAGGCAUAAUGGUAAUAAGAGAAAUGUAAAUUAAUUGUAUCAGUUAAUUUAACUUAUUGCGUCGGUCCGUUUGUUGGACUUUUAGUUUUUGCUAUUGGAUCUCUUAUUGUUUGUGUUUUUGUCAAAUUUUUUUACCACAAGCAUGUAUCAUCAUUAUAUUUCUUAUUUAGUAAAAUAAGAAAUAUAAGUGUGAGACUUGAGGUGAUUGUGGUUAUUUAUAUUGUUGUUGUUGUUUUUUUUUAAAAAUCUUAUGUUGGGAAAGUUGUAAAUAUAAAAAGGUUGUAAAAACGACAUAAACACCCACUUAAAUAGCUUAGCCAAGCCCAACUCUGCUCCACUGCUUCCAUAUUACCAUGAAACAUAUUUGUUUGCAAGGUUGGUGGUUGGUGCCCUGCAAAGAAAAAGUCCAUAUACAAAACUUUUUUAAAUAUACUUUCCUUUUUUUCUUUGUAUAAACAAACUUGAAUAAGCUCUCCUGACUCCACCUCUCACUCUACCUACUAGAAACACUGAACAAUCCUUUUCAUCAUGCGGGAACAUAACAUGCACAAAUCAAUAGCAGUGAGGUGUUACUUAUACGGUGUAGAAAUAGUACAGCUGAAAAAGCUGGUUGAAGAAUAACUUUGAGAUAAGAGCGCUGAUGUGACUGCAGUGAAGGUCGCUUGUUAUCACCUUUAUUACAAUGAGAAGCAAUAAAAAUGAAAAUGCAGAGGACAGACGCAGAAUGUGCCUGGAGAAUUAAUAACUGUCUUCCACAGUGCAUGUCACAUGUGAGCCGUGUGUAUGGUGAAAAUAAAGCAUUACCAUCAUGCCAA
Cololabis saira (Pacific saury) is the source of this 3455-nucleotide messenger RNA. It is a transcript of the gene slc13a2, whose product is annotated as solute carrier family 13 member 2. Gene Ontology annotation, molecular function: transmembrane transporter activity. NCBI's taxonomy places the organism in Eukaryota, Metazoa, Chordata, Actinopteri, Beloniformes, Belonidae. Bases 248 to 2029 code for a protein of 593 amino acids. The record is from RefSeq and is a predicted model, not a curated record. Gene Ontology annotation, biological process: monoatomic anion transmembrane transport. The transcript is spliced from 12 exons. Gene Ontology annotation, cellular component: membrane.